Molecule: messenger RNA, 1313 nt
Organism: Melozone crissalis (California towhee)
Lineage: Eukaryota; Metazoa; Chordata; Aves; Passeriformes; Passerellidae
Gene: TMPRSS11E
Product: transmembrane serine protease 11E
Exons: 10
Coding region: 48-1313 (421 amino acids)
Biological process (GO): proteolysis
Cellular component (GO): extracellular region; plasma membrane
Molecular function (GO): serine-type endopeptidase activity
Source: RefSeq, a predicted model, not a curated record
GUCUGGUUCACAGCAAUACCAACAUGGAUCAGGGGGUCUAAAGCAGCAUGGCAGUGAUCCAGAUGGACAGAGCAGUAAGGCGCUUGGAGCCAUGGAAGAUCGCAGUCAUUGUUGUGUCAGUGAUAGUAGCCUUAGCCCUCAUCAUUGGCUUGAUUACAUUUCUUUUGUGCCAUGAUCAAGACAGAUAUUACAAUGCAUCUUUCCUAAUCACCAAUGUCAAGUAUAAUCCUCAGUAUGAAAGGCAAACUACAGAGGAGUUCAGGAACAUCAGUGAACAUAUUGAAACCAUGAUGUCUCAAGUAUUCAGGGGGUCCUUUCUAAGUAAAAGAUACAUCAGGUCCCACGUGGUCAGUCUAAGCCCAGAUCCUGUUGGAGUGCUUGCAUCUGUUGUUCUGGUAUUUAAAUUUCCCUCUGCUGACAGUGAAGCAACGACCCGGGGUCAGGUCAACCGUGUGUUACUCAGAAGGCUGAAAGCAAUCUCGACGUUCCUGAAUGUUGACCAGUCUACCAUUAAACUCACAGAACUGAACAAGGAAAAGGGAGAUAACCUUUUAAACAACUGCUGUGGAAUACGAAGACAGGCAUCCUCCUUCACAGGAGUGGAAAGAAUAACUGAUGGGCAGCGUGCACCGGAGGGAGAAUGGCCAUGGCAGGGGAGCAUUCAGCUCGAUGGGAGCCAUCGCUGUGGGGCAUCAAUCAUCAGUAACACCUGGCUGGUGACUGCUGCCCACUGCUUUAGAGAAGUAAGAGACCCUCGGAGGUGGACUGCCAGCUUUGGAAUUCUGCUGAGACCUCCAAAACAGAAAAAAUUAGUCCGCAGAAUUAUUGUCCACGAGAGAUACGGUGGCGUUCUCCUUGAUCACGAGUAUGACGUGGCUGUUGUGGAACUUGCCUCUCCUAUUGAGUUCACAAGUGAUGUGCACAGUGUCUGCCUUCCUGAAGCAUCUCAUGUUUUCCCAGACAACGCUUCCUGUUUUGUCACUGGCUGGGGAGCUUUGGAGAAUGAUGGCUACAGUGUUAAUCAGCUUCGACAAGCAGAAGUGAGAAUUAUAAGUACUGCAGUUUGUAAUAGGAGAGAAGUGUACGGCGGAGCGAUAACAGCUGGAAUGUUGUGUGCUGGAUACUUGGAAGGGCAGGUGGAUGCUUGCCAGGGCGACUCUGGUGGGCCACUGGUGCAUGCAAAUUCCAGAGGAAUCUGGUAUCUUGUGGGAAUAGUGAGCUGGGGAGAUGAAUGUGGCAAGCCAAAUAAACCAGGAGUAUACACACGAGUGACUUACUAUCGAAACUGGAUCCAGUCCAAAACGGGCAUCUGA